Molecule: messenger RNA, 1383 nt
Organism: Parnassius mnemosyne (clouded apollo)
Lineage: Eukaryota; Metazoa; Arthropoda; Insecta; Lepidoptera; Papilionidae
Source: the annotation of a GenBank genome assembly
AUGGAUUCCAACUCUUUAAAGCGGGAGUUGGUGUGUGUUUUAUUCCCUGGUAUUGUUAAAAACGAUGAGAAAGCAAUACAGUGUUUGGGUGGUCUAAAAGGAAUCUCACAGGUGUAUUCUCAGCCUACAAAGAAGCGUUUAGGCUUGAGCUAUCAACCUGACAAUCCAUAUGUAAAGAAAACGUUUGCCGAUUGCAAAAGGGGUUCUGGAGUGCUACUUAAAGUCAAAAUAAAGAAAACAAAGGUUGAUGGAAAAGAAACAAGGCAAGUUAUAUCAUCAUCUGUGGUUGGCUCAGUCAGGACAGUUUAUAAAUUUGAAGCAAUGUGUGAUUUUCAAUAUCUACCAGUGAGUAGUGAAGGAACCAGUCAAACAAAGUGUUUAUUGGAAAAGAUAUUGCCCUCUGGCGUUGAUUCCUUCAACUUUAUGCUAGAGCCAGCACCAUUAUUUAUAGUUCCAUCUAACUUCACAAGAUUUGAUAAACCAAUUAGUUAUAACUACACUGACAAAAGAUUCCCUGGCAGAGAAAAGGAUAUUACCCAUGACGACAUUCAUCACAGAAUUCGAACAGAGCGAGGCACGCCGCUAACACGGUAUACAUUCAAUUUGGUAGACGAAUUAGCCACCAAACCCCACGUUUAUUACAUAAAACAAAUGGAGAGUAAGAAAUCUAUGUACCCUCCACUGGAACAGGAAUAUGACAUUGUUAAAAAGAUGUUUGAAGAAAGGCCGAUCUGGUCACUUAACCUCGUGAAGUAUCAUACUAAAAUAAGGCUUUCUUCAUUGAAAAUUAUAAUGCCUUGCCUUGCGAUUUACAUGAAGGACGGGCCAUGGAGGAUGUUGUGGGUCAGAUUUGGCUACGAUCCACGGAAGGAUCCUGGAGCAAGAAUUUAUCAAACUCUGGAUUUCAGGUUGAGACAUACAGCCGGGGUCCACUCGAUGGUGAUGACACGCGACAAGGUGGUGCACUACAAGAAGGCAGUACGUGUGCGCCAGCUGAAGCACGAACUCGACGAGCCGCAGCCGGCCGAUGACGUCAGCGAAGGCGCCGUCUGCUUCCGGCCCGGCAUGGCGCCCUCGCAGCGACAGAUAUUCUACCAGUACUGUGACGUGCAUUUGCCCGAAGUGGAAGAGAUCCUGGCUCUGGACCCGCCGCAAGGCUACCUCUGCCACGAGAAGCGAGGCUGGUUGCCUCCAAACACAGACCAGAUAUGUCGUGAUCACAUCUUUCGAUACGUCAAGCAAACCUUACUCGCCACUCAUAACGCAGACCUCAAAAUCGAGCAAGGAAGUUUGGGUAGCAGCGACGAGAAUUCGAAUUCUGAUGACGAUGGUAUGAGCAACCGCGCGAUCGAUUUGGACGAUACCUCUUCUUUAAACCAAUAA